AUGUCACGCCCUCGGGAAACGCGCGAGUUCCACGGAAAGAAAUACGUUCUCGAGGAAGCAAUCUUCGCCGAUGUCGCUUUGGUCAAAGUCCAUAAAGCGGAUAGACUGGGCAACUGCACAUUCCGUAAAGCACAGAACAACUUCAAUGAGGCUAUGGCUAAGAACGCCAAGUUGACGAUUGUUGAGGCUGAUGAGAUCGUGGAAGUCGGACAAUUGGAUCCUGAGAGUGUUCAUAUUCAAGGCAUUUAUGUCGAUGUUAUCAUCCAAAGUACGAGGCCGAAGAAGAUUGAGAAGUUGACGUUUGCUCAGGAUGCCAAGAGUGAAGGCAAAGUUACGAUUGCCAACCAAAGACGAGAACGUAUCAUCAAGCGAGCUUCGAAGGAGCUGAAAGAUGGCAUGUAUGUCAACCUCGGUAUCGGCAUGCCACUCGCGACACCAGGCAUGCUUCCAGAUGACUUGGAAGUCAUUCUUCAAUCCGAGAAUGGUAUCCUGGGGAUGGGGCGAUAUCCAAAGCCUGGGGAGGAGGAUCCAGACCUCAUCAAUCCUGGAAAAGAAACAGUGACGUUAAACCCUGGUGCUUCGACGUUCGGGAGCCAUGAGAGUUUUGGUAUGAUUAGAGCUGGGAAGAUCGACUUGACUAUGCUCGGUGCGCUGCAAGUCAGUCAAUAUGGAGACUUGGCCAAUUUUAUGCUGCCCGGAAAGGUCAAGGGGAUCGGUGGGGCAAUGGACCUCGUGGCAAGUCCGGAGAAGACAAAGGUGAUAAUCACCAUGGAACAUGUUGACCGUAAUGGAAAUCCAAAGAUCCUGGAAGCUGUCUUUGACUGUACACCUGAGGGUCUCGUACUCAGAGAGCUGGUGGAUGAGGUUGAGAUGGAUGAGCUCAAGAGCAAAACGGGCGCGUCAUUCAGGAUCGCUGAUGACUUGAUACCAUACCAGACUUAG
Fusarium musae is the source of this 942-nucleotide messenger RNA. RefSeq lists its product as uncharacterized. Gene Ontology annotation, molecular function: succinyl-CoA:3-oxo-acid CoA-transferase activity. The transcript is spliced from 5 exons. Bases 1 to 942 code for a protein of 313 amino acids. NCBI's taxonomy places the organism in Eukaryota, Fungi, Ascomycota, Sordariomycetes, Hypocreales, Nectriaceae. The record is from RefSeq and is a predicted model, not a curated record.